GUGAGUUUAUUAGCUUAAUGCUUUCCUUUGGAAAAUACAAAGCUCAUACUUCAAUAAAUAUUAAUAUUGUAAAUUGUCCUUAAAUUUUUUUGUGAUUGUAAUGAAAAUUUGAAAGCAGAAUAGUUUUCGUUAUAAAUUAGUUUGCAUGAUGAAUAUAUACUUUGGGCGUUAUAGUAAAAAAAUAUUAUUUGGUAGAACCUUUUGUACAACAAGUCAAGCUGUAAAAAACGAAGAAAUAACAGUAUUAGGUAACAGAUUUCCAAAAGAUAACUGGACAAAUAUCGGUGAAAACAUUUUUUCCAAAUUGGGAAGAAAUUUACACAUUUCUCCAUAUCAUCCUUUAUCUCAUAUUCGUCAACGUAUUAUUAAAUAUUUUCAUACGCAAUUUUAUAACCGUAUCGGAAAUCCUAUAUUUAGUGUAUAUGAUAAUCUACCUCCUAUAGUUACAGUAACUCAAAAUUUUGAUUCCCUUCUUGUACCAAAAGAUCAUCCGUCUAGAAAACAAAAUGAUUGUUAUUAUGUCAAUCAAAAUAUUAUGCUCAGAUCUCAUACAACAGCUCAUCAGUCAGAGUUGAUUUCAAUGGGUUUGAACAAUUUCAUUGUAGUAGGAGAUGUUUAUCGUAGAGAUGAAAUAGAUUCUACGCAUUAUCCUGUUUUCCAUCAAGUAGAUGGUGUCAGAUUAUGUACAGCAGAGGAGGUGUUUCAAAAUGUGAAUGAUUCUGAUGAGUUAAGGAUAUUUGAACAUAGAGGUAUAGAAACUGAUGAAAAACAAGCGUGUCAUACUUUGGAAUCUGUAAAACUAAUGGAACAUGAAUUAAAAAAUACUUUAAUGGGUUUAGCACAAAUGCUCUUUGAAUCAGAAAUUCAAUGCAAAUGGGUUCAACAAUAUUUUCCUUUCACUCAUCCUUCAUGGGAACUAGAAGUCUUCUAUAGAGAUCAGUGGAUUGAAGUAUUGGGAUGUGGUAUUAUGCGUCAGGAGAUUUUACAAAAUUCGGGUGCAGGAGAACGCAUUGGAUGGGCAUUUGGAUUGGGAUUAGAAAGACUAGCUAUGUGUUUAUACGAUAUCCCAAAUAUUAGAUUGUUUUGGAGUAAAGACACUGGUUUCUUAAAUCAAUUCAAAUUUGAAGAUCCUAAUACGAAACUAAAAUAUAAGGCAAUUAGCAUUUAUCCCCAGUGUAAAAAUGAUAUAAGUUUUUGGUUGCCUGAAGAUAAAAGUUAUUCGUUGAACGAUUUUUACGAUAUAGUAAGAGAUAUUGGUGGUGAUAGAGUAGAACAAGUUAUAUUAAAAGAUGAAUUCACUCACCCCAAAACCAAGAAAUUGUCACACUGCUACACUAUAGUAUACAGACAUAUGGAACGUACAUUAUCAAAACGAGAAGUACAGAAUAUUCACGAUCAAAUAGCAAAACUUGCAGCUGAGAAAUUACACGUUACAGUUAGAUAAAUAAAAAAAUUAAUUUAUUAAAGAAGUAAA
Bombus pyrosoma is the source of this 1474-nucleotide messenger RNA. RefSeq names its product probable phenylalanine--tRNA ligase, mitochondrial (gene PheRS-m). Gene Ontology annotation, biological process: phenylalanyl-tRNA aminoacylation. NCBI's taxonomy places the organism in Eukaryota, Metazoa, Arthropoda, Insecta, Hymenoptera, Apidae. Gene Ontology annotation, cellular component: cytoplasm; mitochondrion. The transcript is spliced from 4 exons. The coding region runs from base 146 to 1444 and encodes 432 amino acids. The record is from RefSeq and is a predicted model, not a curated record. Gene Ontology annotation, molecular function: tRNA binding; phenylalanine-tRNA ligase activity; ATP binding.